Penicillium verhagenii is the source of this 2037-nucleotide messenger RNA. RefSeq lists its product as uncharacterized. The record is from RefSeq and is a predicted model, not a curated record. Bases 1 to 2037 code for a protein of 678 amino acids. The transcript has a single exon. Gene Ontology annotation, molecular function: protein binding. Lineage: Eukaryota; Fungi; Ascomycota; Eurotiomycetes; Eurotiales; Aspergillaceae.
AUGAAGCACGAGUGGCAGGCGUGGGCAUUUCUACUGGGUGCCGUCCGGGCCCUGGACAUGGAAAAGCUUGAGAGUUCAUACAUAGAAGGAACGACUCCCGAUCGUACGAAUAUUCACGGAAUUGAUGUUGCUACACUCUCACAGACUCCACCAGAAGGCCAACCGCUCCCUGCCGAUGGCUGGACUGCCGACUGUACUUCCGUCGCCACUGGCCAUGACUGCAACUCGGCAUUCGAUGCCGACAACACCACCUACUGGCAGAGCGCCAACAGCGAUAGUGUCCAAAAUAUCACUAUUCACCUCGGUGAUGAGGAAAAGGUUAUCAGUGGGAUCAUAAUUGUGCCAGUCCAGACUGGUAACGCAGCGGAUGCUCACUUGAUUGAGGAGCACGAGGUCUUCUUGAGUACGGAUGAACAAACUUGGGAGCGCGUCGCGUAUGGAACUUGGUGGCCGGAUCAGAGUCUGAAGCUGGCAGCAUUUCAACCGCGUAAAGCAAAACAUGUCCGAUUGUCAGCUCCUGCUCCCAACGCGAUUGCCAUCGCGGAUAUCAGCAUAUACGAAGACCGCUACAUUGCUCCUGACGCCAGCCUAGGCGCUUGGGGCUCAACUAUUGACUUCCCCCUUGUUCCAGUCUCGGCUGCCGUCGAUCCACACUCUGGUGAGGUUGUUGCAUGGUCUGCUUGGGGUUACGACCAGUUCGUUGCUGGCAAGGCAGCGAAGACCCAAACCGCUACGUGGAGCCCCCGGAACCAGUCUGUGACUCGCCGCACUGUCCAAGAAACCAACCACGACAUGUUCUGCUCGGGCAUCUCGAUGGAUGAGGACGCAAAAAUCAUUGUCACUGGCGGAGCUGAUGGAGGUCAGACUAGCAUUUACAACACCACCGUUCGUGACUGGUUCACUGGAGCAGGUAUGGAGAUCGAUCGCGGGUAUCAAGCAUCUACCCUCUUGUCUGACGGUCGCAUGUUUGUCAUUGGGGGAUCCUGGAAUGGAGGUGUCGGCGGCAAGAAUGGCGAAGUAUACAAUCCAAAGACCAACGAAUAUGAGGAGCUUGAGGAUUGCAAGGUCGGGGCCAUGUACACACAAGACAGACGGUUGUACCGAAGGGACAACCACGGUUGGCUAUUUGGUUGGACCAAUGGCUACACUUUCCAGGCCGGUCCAUCCGAACAGAUGAACUGGUAUGGCUCUGCCGACAGUGGUAGUACACAAGGUGCAGGCAACCGUACUGGUGAUCAGGAUGCCAUGUGUGGCAAUGCGGUCAUGUAUGAAAAUGGCAAGAUCCUGUCAUUUGGUGGUUCCCCAUGGUACGAGGAUAAGAAUGCCACCAAAAACGCCAACAUUAUCUCGAUUGAUCAACCCGACCAAGAGGUGUCCGUCAUUCCGGACGCAGGUGGUGGUAUGCACUAUGCGCGAACCUUCCACUCAUCUGUCGUUCUCCCCGAUGGCUCAGUGUUCGUUGUUGGUGGCCAGUCCUAUGGAGUUCCUUUCGGUCAGGACGAUGUCCAGAUGACCCCAGAGCUUUUCAUUCCUGAUUCUUCGAGCCCCAACGGAGGCACCUGGAAGACUCUCGAAACUGGCACUAUCAUCCGUGUAUACCACAGUCUGGCUUUGUUGCUCCAAGACGGCACUGUCUUCACCGGUGGUGGUGGUCUCUGUGGAAACUGCAGUUCCAAUCACUUUGAUGGUCAAAUCUACACACCCGCCUAUCUGUUGAAUGCUGAUGGAAGUCCUAAGGAUCGUCCUGAGAUCCAAAGUGUCUCUCCUAGCUCCGUCAAGCCUGGUGCGACUGUUGAAGUCACUACUGCUGGGCCAGUCGAUACCGCUGCGUCCAUCAUUCGCUAUGGUUCCACUACCCACACCGUGAACACUGACCAGCGUCGCAUUGGUAUUGAAUUGAAGCCGGCUGGAGACAACAAGUACACCUUUGACAUCCCGUCUGAGGCCGGCCAGGCUUUGCCCGGCUACUACAUGCUCUUUGUCAUGAAGGAUGGAACACCUAGCUACUCCGUCAACCUCCAGGUCACUUCUGACUAA